Messenger RNA from Schistocerca nitens (vagrant locust), 1916 nucleotides. Its product is annotated as probable G-protein coupled receptor CG31760. Gene Ontology annotation, molecular function: G protein-coupled receptor activity. Gene Ontology annotation, cellular component: membrane. Lineage: Eukaryota; Metazoa; Arthropoda; Insecta; Orthoptera; Acrididae. The coding region runs from base 384 to 1700 and encodes 438 amino acids. Gene Ontology annotation, biological process: G protein-coupled receptor signaling pathway. The transcript is spliced from 11 exons. The record is from RefSeq and is a predicted model, not a curated record.
GCGACGACGCCGCCCCCGUGGCUGGACGCCGCCCCGACGCACACCUGCCCUGGUUCGAGGAUGCCGCCUCCAGUCCUGCGCUCCGCUCGCCCAAGUUCGUGCCGUCGCCCGUGAACGCCUCGUACCGCGGCUGGUGGACCUACCCCUACUACUCGUGCCACGUGCGCCUCUGGCUCGUCUCCUACAGCAUCGCCAUUCAGCCCGCGUCGCACUGGGGGACGAAGGGCUACUUGUCACUUGACGUGAACGUGACGCCGUUGGAGGUGAACCAGUGCGAGGCAAGCAGCGAGCCACCUCCGCGCUCCGAGCUGCGGGCAUUCCACAGUACGCACAAGUGCCACAAUGACACCACGCAGUGCGAGCUCCGGCCGAGCCCCGGCUGGAUGCGUGGCGGCUACGUUUGCCGCUGCCGGGAGGGCUUCUACUCGCCGCACCACGGCGGCGUCUUCAACGGCACGCUGGUGGAAGCGGCAUGGCAGGAGCGCGAGCAGAACGUGAGCUCGCUGUACGACGAGCUGUUCCGGUGCUUCCGCUGCGCCCCCGGCUGCGCCACCUGCCGCGACCUUUCGCCCUGCCUCGCGCCCUACAACUGGCCCUUCAGGCUGACGCUGCUGUCGUUUUCGGUGCUGUGCGCACUGUGCACCCUGGGCCUGGUCUGUUACGUCUACCAGCACAGAAGGCUCAAGGUGUUCAAGGUGGCGAGCCCCAUUUUCCUGGGCAUCACGCUGCUCGGAUGUUCCAUUAUGUAUCUCGAGAUGGCCGCCAUUUUCCCUGUGCUGGAUAUGUACUCCUGCAUCGCUACGAAGUGGAGUCGGCACCUUGGUUUCUGCAUAACGUACACGGCUCUCCUGAUGAAGACGUGGAGGGUAUCGCUAACAUACAGGGUAAAGUCAGCACAUAAGGUGAAGCUGACAGAUAAACAAUUGCUCCAGUGGAUGUUUCCCAUUCUGCUAGUUAUGCUCAUCUACUUGGGAACAUGGACUCUGAGUGCUCCACCUACAGCAGAAGAAAUACAUGAUAGCAUAGGCCUUAGGUUUAAGCAAUGCUCCUACAACUGGUGGGAUCACAGUCUAGCUAUAGGUGAAGUGCUUUUCCUGGCAUGGGGUAUAAGAGUCUGCUAUAAUGUUCGCAAUGCAGAAUCACUGUAUAAUGAGGCCCGACUCAUCAGCUAUGCCAUUUACAAUAUUGCAAUUGUGAACAUUACUAUGAUUGCAUUCCACUUGUUCAUCUUUCCUCAUGCUGGCCCUGACAUCAAGUAUCUGCUAGGUUUCAUCCGAACUCAGCUGAGCACAUCUGUCACAGUGGGGCUUGUAUUUGGUCCUAAGAUUGUGCGUGUGCUACGUGGUCAAGGUGAUCAAUGGGACAACCGUGCGCGUGCACGGGGAGUAACAGCAUCUUUCUCUCUUAAUGGUAUUGGAUUGAUGCCGGAAGAGACUCCAGAUCUGUACCAGGAAAAUGAGGAACUGAAGGAAGAGAUUCAGAAGCUGGCUGCUCAGAUUGAAUUUAUGAAGAUCGUUCAUAUGGAGAUGAACAACAGGCACUUAAAGCCUAAACCUGGUGGCUACUUCAAUGCUGCCAGUACAGCAGUGACUUUGCAGAGUCCAUUGGGAAAAACAUCUGGAUUUGUUGUGGGCAAGAGCUCUGGAGCUGAGGAAAGCUGCAUUGUCUCAGCUACUGAUGGUGCUAGUGAACGUGUCUGACUAGUAGUCAAUAGUGAAGAAGUGUGGUUGUGACAGGAAACCAUUUAUGGACAUAUUCUCUUGCUACCCAUUUUAUCUUUGCUGUGGAAAUCCCUUGUUUGCAAAUGUGGCUGUGGAAUGUUUUCUGACCUUCAUUCUGCUGCAUCCCCUGCUGUGAAGUAUAGCAUGCUGACAGUUUUUUAAUUUUGCAAAAAAGUAUGACUUCUACUUUUUCUC